Messenger RNA from Schistocerca serialis cubense, 1322 nucleotides. RefSeq names its product putative sodium-dependent multivitamin transporter. NCBI's taxonomy places the organism in Eukaryota, Metazoa, Arthropoda, Insecta, Orthoptera, Acrididae. Gene Ontology annotation, biological process: sodium ion transport; transmembrane transport. Gene Ontology annotation, molecular function: symporter activity. The record is from RefSeq and is a predicted model, not a curated record. Bases 194 to 1069 code for a protein of 291 amino acids. Gene Ontology annotation, cellular component: membrane. The transcript is spliced from 7 exons.
UUCGAGCAAUAAAUGUUUCUAUUAUAUUGCUCCAAUGUCUUUAAACGUAGUAUCGGAUUCUGAGUGAGUGUGUACUGCCUGGAUCUCUUGCGUGUGACUUGAAGAAAAUCCAAAGUUUGUGCAAUGUGUCAACACGAAAUUGUGAUCUCCAGCAGUCGAAUUUUGGUGGCGUCUACCGGUGUAUAAAUGGUCAAUGAGGGCACAGGAAACACCUCACUGCCUACGACAGCUGAUGCCAUUGUAUGUGGUGGACACAAUGAGCGGCAUGCCGGGCCUCUUCAUCGCUGGCAUCUUCAGUGGUUCCCUGAGCACCGUCUCGUCGGCCGUCAACUCGCUGGCUGCCGUCACAUUGGAGGAUUACUUUAAGCCACUGUACGUGCGGUACCGGUGCCACCCGCUGGCGGAGUCGCGGUCGCCGCUUGUGGGGAAGCUGCUGGCACUGGUGUUCGGACUGCUGUUCCUGGGACUGGCCUUCAUGGCGCAGUUCCUGGGUGGCGUGCUGCAGGCCAGCCUCACGAUAUUCGGCGCCGUCGGCGGACCCGUGCUCGGCUUCUUCUCGCUCGGCAUGUUCCUGCCCCACGCCAACGAGCCGGGAGCCAUAACGGGCCUGGCCACGGGGCUCGCCUUCUCCAUGUGGGUCGGCUUCGGCGUCUCCCGGCCGGACGCAGUGAGGCUGCCCACCAGGACGGACGGCUGUGACUUCAACGUUACGGCCACACCGCCGCCGCCCACCCAGGACCCCAGCGAGUACUUCUACCUGUACCGCGUGUCGUACCUGUGGGUUGUCAUGCUGGGAUUCCUGCUGACACUCGUCGUGGGCGCCGUCGCGUCGUGGGUGGCGGGCGUCACCUGCAAGGGGGACCGCAGCUUGCCGCCGCCAGACCCCGACCUCUUCGUGCCGCCAGUCCGGAGGGUGCUGCUCGCGAGGAGAGGGCGCAGGGGCUCCAACCCGGUGCAGCUGACACGUGUGGCCGGUGACCUGUCCAAUGGUGUGGGACCAGCUGCAGACACCAAGAGCCAGGAGGAGCCGCUCAAUGGCAUAGGUGGCCACCACGUCACCCCAAUGUGAUGUCGACAGAGUACAGUGGGGACUGCUGUGAGCUGAAAGGUGCUGAUCUGCAGGUUCCCAGCCUGAGACAUUCCAGCCUUCUCUACAGAGGCUGCAACAACUUAGUCUAUUUAUUUUCUAGUUUUGUAAAAAAGGAAAAAAAAAUGUAAACACUCAGUAUUCCUCAGUUUGUAAUAGCUGUGCUUUUUAUUCUCAGUUCUCUUCUGUUCAGCUGAAUUGCUGCAAAUAAUAAAGCACUGCAAAAUCAGUUUUA